Molecule: messenger RNA, 825 nt
Organism: Spodoptera littoralis (African cotton leafworm)
Lineage: Eukaryota; Metazoa; Arthropoda; Insecta; Lepidoptera; Noctuidae
Source: the annotation of a GenBank genome assembly
AUGAAUUCUCUAAAUAGAGUGUUAGCUUUAAGUACAACUAUCCCGAAGAAUACGAGGUUGAUUUCAACAAGUGCACGAUUAGCGAACGCCGAUGAUGGAUGGUUUUCGAAGCUGUUGGUGCGAAGGAUUGAACCAACGAAGGAGUCCCACAGUCGGAUGCUUAGUGACAAGGAGAUAAUUUAUGCACUCCACACACAUAACAUAAGGCCCGACUCGAUGGACAAAUACUUGCAAAAUUACAAAACUUCAGUUGAGUUUGUCCAUUCACAAAAAGCAGAACUGGGAUGCGAGUUAGUGGGAUCAUGGACAGUGUCCGUGGGAGAUAUGGACCAGGCCUUGCACCUCUGGAGAUAUGUUGGAGGAUUCGAAAAGAUUGAUAAAGCAAAGAUUAUGUUCAAAGAAAAUGCUGAUUAUAGAGCAUUAGAGAAGGAGCGUGGUAGCUUAGUAAGAUCCCGACACUUACAAUACCUGCUGGCAUUUAGCUUUUGGCCCAAUGGAGAACCUCGCGAGCCCAGCAACAUUUACGAAAUUCGUUCUUACAGUCUGAAGCCGGGAACUAUGAUCGAGUGGGGCAACAACUGGGCUCGCGGUCUCACUUACCGUCGAUCACAGAAUGAAGCAUUUGCUGGAUACUUCUCGCAGAUUGGACGACUCUACAACGUGCAUCACAUUUGGUGCUACAAAGAUCUUCAAGCUCGUCGUGAGACACGUGAGAGCACAUGGCGCAACCCUGGCUGGGACGAGUGCGUGGCCUACACAGUGCCACUCAUCCGCGAGAUGCACUGCCGUAUCCUCGAACCCACACAGUUCUCUCCCACUCAGUAA